Molecule: messenger RNA, 1980 nt
Organism: Aplosporella prunicola CBS 121167
Lineage: Eukaryota; Fungi; Ascomycota; Dothideomycetes; Botryosphaeriales; Aplosporellaceae
Exons: 6
Coding region: 1-1980 (659 amino acids)
Molecular function (GO): protein binding
Source: RefSeq, a predicted model, not a curated record
AUGGCUAUACACCAUCCAUGCUUGGUUCUCCUGACCAAAGUCCUCACUGGCAGCGACAGCUUUGGAGAUUUAGACCGAGAUCUGCUCUACCAUAUCAUGCAUGACCUGAUUGAUUUCCACGGCUUAGACCUAGACUACGGUGACGUAUCGCAGGCCCUUGAUCAGUACUGGAGCUGCAAGCCCGGCGAAGAGCCGUGCAAGGUACUAGUCGCAAACCCCUUACGCAUGCUAGACGUCCGCAAAAGCAUAAAAGCCUACGACUCCGCUGUCUGCAAACCCAAAAGCACCAAUCCCGCACCCCUGGAUCUCGGGGGUUCUGUAAUGCGGGACCCUUUCAUGGAGCUUCCGUACGACAUCCUAUACGAGAUAACGCGGCACCUGCCGUCCCACUCCGUGAUCGCGCUCAGCAGCGCAUCAUGGCCAGCCUUCUGCGCCUUCCGGGAAAACGACGGCUUCUGGAAGCGCGCGCUGGUGUCUUCGAUGCCCUGGUUCUGGGAGCUGCAUGACUGGGUGCGAGAGAGCGCCGCGACGGAUUUCCGGGGCCUGUUUCUGUGGCUUGAGAAGGUGACGACGCCGAAGAUCGAUAUGCAGGGCCCGUUCUUGGGCGUUGCGAACCGCCGCCGGAUUUGGGGCGUGUGCGAGAGGCUGGCUGCGAGGUAUCUGCCACGAGUUGUUGCUGUGGCGACGGGAAGUCACGACGCUUCGGAAAGCCACGACGCUGCGAGAACUGUCUGGGGGGGGUGCUCGAAUCCUUAUAUGCCGCUGGUGACGUUCCCGGAACAUGCCGAGGGGACAAGCACCGUGACGACGCAGUGGGUGUGCUCGUGGAAAGAGAUAAGCGGGCAAGAGGGUGUGUUCGAGACGUUUUGGGAUGCGAGUCGCAGCCUUGUUGGGCUAGCACUCUCGUUCGCUGGGGACCGGAGGCUUUUUGGGAGGGAUGAUAGAGACGGAGAUGUCUUGAAGGAGGCGGUGAUGGUCAGAAGAGGAGACGAGAUCAUGGGUCUUGUCUUACAUCUGCCGGAUGUCUCGGUGGAAAACAUGCGCCCUGCAAGACUUUCUCACUUAAUUGACCACGAGGAGUCAAACUUGCGAACGUCUAUCAAGGGGAUCACUGUCCAGAUGGCGUGCGGAGAGGAACGGCUUGGAGACACAAACCAAACAUACAACCGGCGGGCAUUAGUCCCCAAUGAUGAUUAUUUCGUUGCGGGAGUUGUAGGCCAUAUCAGUGGCAGCGGGACAAUCAACCGUCUCGGUUUGGUACAAUGUCCUCGCUACGGAGUCCACAUUUCUACGGACAGUCCAGGCGAGCCACAAAUACCUCUGGUGCAAAAAAUGCUCUGGAAAAGCACCUCCACACCACUAGGGUUUCCCCCAGCAGCUCACCCGCAGCUAGUCGCGCUGCCAUACCAUGAAGACCCUCUCGACCGUUACCGCAUCCAGGCCAAUCUCCCUGAAGAUGUUGUCCCGGCCGAACCACUCAUCUGGGCUGCUAGCGAGGCAGAGUUGAAGAGCGUCCAGCGCAUCUCGGUGUACCAGCUGAACGACGGUCGAGACAUCUGCGGCGCAAAAGUCGAGUUUACACCAGAGUCGGGCAUUCCGGCGCGGGUGGUCGGGAAUGGCGUGGCGGUGGGCACGAAAAGCGAAGACGAUGCCGAGAUCGGAGGAGAAUGGCAGGAGCAGUUCGUGGUGGGCUUUGAUAUUGAUGGCCCUGGAGGCGAGGUUGUGACCGCGGUGGAGGUGAUGCAUGACGAGGAGAUCAAGGCCAUGAAGCUUCGCACAAAUCGUGACAGGGAGGUGUACUGGGGAGAACACAACAUGAACAACGUGCACUUUCACCCGGCAACAGCAGGGCCGGGCGAGACUAUUGUCGGAAUUGCGCUGGGAUUCGGCUCGCAAGGCGGGUUUACCUGGACGGAUGAAACAUAUGGGUAUUCUUUGAUGAACUGGGCUGCCACGCUGGUCAUGUCGCUGCAGGGCUGA